AUGGACGCAUUCUACCAUCACAUCGUACCGUUAUUGCCAGUGAACAUUCAAGGAAUAGCAUACAAUCCACCCAACUUAUCAGAUCCAUCAUCCCUUAUCAAUGUCGUCAAAUUGUUAUUCCCUUAUACCAAAUACAUCAUUUUAUUCUCGGCGAUAUGGAUUGUAUGGUCGUUCCUAAGUGGAAUAUUCGGAAUGUUCUCAAGAGUUUUACGAUUCGGAAUGAAGAUUGGUCCUUUGAUUGGAUUGGUCGCUUGGUUGAUGAAUAGUUCAGGUCAAGGUAGCAUGGAUGAAUUGUUCGGUUUGAUCAAACAGUUCGUUGGUCUGCAAGGUAAUAAUUAUCAAGGAAAUCAAGGUUGGGCUCCCGGUAUAGCAAGUUUAGCUUCACUAUUCUCAGAAAAUCAAUCUUCAAGUUCCAAGAAUAAGAAAGCCAAAUCUAAAUAUCAGACAGAUCCAAUCUCCUCAAGAACCAGAAAUGGUAAAAAAGCUUCAUCAAAUUCAAAUUCAAAUUCAAAUGGUGAUUCACCAUCGGCAGGUGAUAUAUUUGAGAAUUUAGUUAAUUCAGCUACUGGAAAUACACCUGGAACAGAAAAUGAUUUAGGUAAUGUAGUUCAAGAUUUCGUUAAGAAUUCAAUCGUGAAAGCUGCUGGAUUGGAAUGGUUACUGGGUAGUGCUGAGAAGAAGCAAGAGGAGAAGAGUAAAGGUUGGAAGACUAGAUAA
Kwoniella shivajii is the source of this 717-nucleotide messenger RNA. RefSeq lists its product as uncharacterized. NCBI's taxonomy places the organism in Eukaryota, Fungi, Basidiomycota, Tremellomycetes, Tremellales, Cryptococcaceae. The transcript is spliced from 2 exons. The record is from RefSeq and is a predicted model, not a curated record. Bases 1 to 717 code for a protein of 238 amino acids.